Chinchilla lanigera (long-tailed chinchilla) is the source of this 2029-nucleotide messenger RNA. RefSeq names its product protein arginine methyltransferase 2 (gene Prmt2). Gene Ontology annotation, molecular function: protein binding; protein-arginine N-methyltransferase activity. The record is from RefSeq and is a predicted model, not a curated record. Gene Ontology annotation, biological process: peptidyl-arginine methylation. Gene Ontology annotation, cellular component: nucleus. Lineage: Eukaryota; Metazoa; Chordata; Mammalia; Rodentia; Chinchillidae.
ACACGGGAGACGCGGCUGUAAAGUGCGCUUGCGCGGAGUCCUACGCCGCUGUGGAACCUAAGCGGCGGUUCCGCUUUUCCAGACGAGAAGGACAGGAAAAUGAAACAAUAAAAGCAUCAGUUAUGAGGCAAUGCUUAAGUGAACUAUGGCAACACCGGCUGACUGUCCCCAAAGUGAAUUGCAGGAGCAGGAAGAGGAGCCCAUGGGGUUUGGCGAGGCCCAGCUCUUGCAGGAGGGUGUGCAGCCACAGCCAGAGGAAUUUGUGGCCAUCGCAGACUAUGCUGCCACUGAUGAGACCCAGCUCAGUUUUUUGAGGGGAGAAAAAAUUCUUAUCCUGAGACAAACGACAGCUGACUGGUGGUGGGGUGAGCGGGCAGGCUGCUGUGGGUACAUCCCAGCGAACCACAUGGGGAGACAGGUGGAAGAGUAUGACCCUGAGGACACGUGGCAGGAUGAGGAGUACUUCGGCAGCUACGGGACUCUGAAACUGCAUUUGGAAAUGUUGGCAGACCAACCACGGACAACAAAAUACCACAGUGUCAUCCUGCAGAACAAGGAAUCCCUGAAGGACAAAGUCAUCCUGGAUGUUGGCUGUGGUACUGGCAUCAUCAGCCUGUUCUGUGCACACCAUGCACGACCCAAGGCGGUAUACGCUGUGGAGGCCAGUGAGAUGGCACAGCACACGGGCCAGCUGGUCCUGCAGAACGGCUUUGCUGACACCAUCACCGUGUUCCAGCAGAAGGUGGAGGAUGUGGUACUGCCUGAGAAAGUAGAUGUCCUGGUGUCUGAGUGGAUGGGGACCUGCCUGCUGUUUGAAUUCAUGAUUGAGUCCAUCUUGUAUGCCCGGGACACAUGGCUGAAGGAGGAUGGGGUCAUUUGGCCGACCACUGCCGCCCUGCACCUGGUGCCCUGCAGUGCUGACAAGGAUUACCACAGCAAGGUCCUCUUCUGGGACAAUGCCUACGAGUUCAACCUCAGUGCGCUCAAAUCUUUAGCAAUCAAGGAGUUUUUUUCAAAGCCCAAGUAUAAUCACAUUCUGAAGCCAGAAGACUGUCUCUCUGAGCCCUGCACCAUACUGCAGUUGGACAUGAGAACCGUGCAGAUCUCUGAUGUAGAGACCAUGCGUGGGGAGCUGCACUUCGACAUCCAGAAGUCCGGGACCCUGCAUGGCUUCACAGCUUGGUUCAGUGUGCACUUCCAGAGCUUGGAGGAGGGCCAGCCACAGGAGAUGCUCAGCACUGGCCCACUGCACCCCACCACACACUGGAAACAGACCUUAUUUAUGAUGGAUGACCCAGUCCCAGUCCACAAGGGAGAUGGUCACAGGUUCCGUUGUGUUGCAAAGAAACCCAGUAUGGAGAAGGCACAUGUCAGUUACUCUGAGCUGGGCUGUGACUUCCAGACAAGACCCGACAUCUCAAAAAGUUGGAGAGAAAGUCUUUCCAAUCUGGAGAUGACAGUUGAUGAGCUGCUUAGGAAGCAGGGAUGAGGGAUGAGGAUGCAUCUGGCUGCCAGCACACCCACACUGGGAAGUCCAUGCCUGUUUGUGCCACCCUGACCCCUUUCCAGCCUGGCAGGUGACAUCAGGACCCUGCACAGGCAGGAGCCCCUGUUGCUAUUGCCCAGUGUUGUCCCUCUAGAGUAGGCUGUGUCCCCCGGGUGUCUGCUCUGUGCUGCCCACACUGCGGCCUGCAGGUGGUUGUGGCUCAGUGUCCUAGCUACGUGUAGUUCUAGGCUCCUCAGACACGUGCAUGCAGCUGUGUAGCCUGUGGCCGUGACAUUCACGCAUCAUGUGUCGGUGGUAUCCAUGCUGCCCUUGACUUAGCCCCUCCAUGUGCAGGACAUGGGGCUAUGGAGCAGGGUGGUGGGCGUGGGGGCUACAGUGCUGCUGUGGCUCUGCAUGAGAGCUGGAGCUGGCAGUGCAUGUGAGGGUCUGCAUGGGAUGGCUCUGUGUGUAGGUAUCUUCCAGGUAAAUUAUGUGUUGGACAUAGUACAUGCUCAAUAAAUAUUUUUAAAUGAACUAAUGCUA